Staurois parvus is the source of this 305-nucleotide messenger RNA. The record is from the annotation of a GenBank genome assembly. NCBI's taxonomy places the organism in Eukaryota, Metazoa, Chordata, Amphibia, Anura, Ranidae.
UGCCUAUUAGUGCUGCCAGUCAGUGUCGUCAGUCAAUGCUGCCAGUCAGUGCCCUUCAGUGCUACCUAUUAUUGCCCAUCAUUUGCCGCAUAUCAAUGCAGCAGCAUCAGUACCCUCUCAUCAAUGUCCACUAGUGCCGCCUCAUCAGUGCUACCUAUCAGUGCCACCUAUCAGUGCCCAUCAGUGCUGCCUAUCAGUGCAGCUUCAUCAACGCACAUCAGUGGAGAAAAAUUACCUGUUUGCAAAAUGUUAGAACAGAAACAAAGAAAACCUUUUUUCUCUAAAUUUUCUCUUUUUGUUUAAAG